This is a messenger RNA of Mangifera indica (mango), 2147 nucleotides long. Its product is annotated as glucan endo-1,3-beta-glucosidase 8-like. The transcript is spliced from 2 exons. Gene Ontology annotation, molecular function: hydrolase activity, hydrolyzing O-glycosyl compounds. NCBI's taxonomy places the organism in Eukaryota, Viridiplantae, Streptophyta, Magnoliopsida, Sapindales, Anacardiaceae. Gene Ontology annotation, biological process: carbohydrate metabolic process. Bases 581 to 2014 code for a protein of 477 amino acids. Gene Ontology annotation, cellular component: plasma membrane. The record is from RefSeq and is a predicted model, not a curated record.
UUUAUUCUCGCUAACAAAUUUGAAGUCUAAAAUUUGAACAUUAUGUUUUCUAUAUUCUUUUCCUCUGGGAAUCAUCAAAGUUUUAAUCUUCCAAGCACAACUCUCCUGACUUGUUUUUUAUAAAAAUCUAGCCGUUACGCCUUCUCAUAACCUGCCCUUUCGAUUCUGUCUUCCUUUGUUAAUCUUCUCUCAUCAAUUUCAACUCCCUUUUUGGGAAAUAUUACAUCCUUACCUUUCUGUGUUUCUCGCAAAACCUCCUCUGUUUCUUCUGUUAUUGCAAAGCUUUUUAAUCAAUCCCUUUUUGUUUAUAUAUGUAAACACAAACCCAUUUCUAGGAUUUUGUUGUGAUAUUGUUUUUAUUUUCCUAAAACGAUCAUUUCCCUUUUGGGAGUCCUCUAUUGGACUGCUCUGUUUCUGUUUCAGCAUUUAAUAGUUUCAGGCUAUAUUUCAGUAUCCACCAACCAGAUACAGUUUCUUUUUCCUCUACUUCAUUUAGUUUUUCUAAUAUUUAAUACUUGUCACACUAUCUGAUUUAUUUUCCGGAAAAAAUUAUAAACUUUCUGGGAAGCAAACACAAAAAAUGGGCUUUUGUUGGUUUAUGAAACUGGUAUUGAUUUUUGGUGUUUUGAGUUGUUGUGUUAAUGGUCUCGGUGUGAACUGGGGAACUCAAGCUAGUCACCAACUGUCGCCAGAGACAGUGGUACAGCUGUUGAAAGACAAUGGAAUUACAAAAGUGAAGCUUUUUGAUGCAGAUCAAAACACCAUGAGUGCUCUUGCUGGUUCUGGAAUUGAAGUUAUGGUGGCUAUUCCCAAUAACCAACUUCAGGCUAUGACUAGUUAUGAUAGAGCCAAAGAGUGGGUCCGGAGGAACGUCACAGCAUACAAUUUCAAUGGUGGUGUUAACAUCAAAUACGUUGCAGUUGGGAAUGAGCCUUUUCUCUCAUCCUACAAUAAUUCUUACGUAAAUAUCACUUUUCCAGCACUUCAGAACAUUCAAAAUGCUCUCAAUGAAGCAAAAGUUGGAGAUUCCAUAAAAGCUACUGUGCCCUUAAAUGCCGAUGUCUAUGAAUCCCCAACCAACAAUCCUUAUCCAUCUUUUGGAAGAUUCCGUUCUGAUAUCAGUGCACAAAUGAACCAAAUUGUUGAGUUUUUAAAUAAGAACAACGCUCCUUUCACUGUAAACAUCUAUCCUUUCCUAAGUCUCUACGGUAAUGACGAUUUCCCUGUAAAUUAUGCUUUCUUUGACGGGGGUACUACAAUCGUUGAUACUGGAAAUGGAAUUCACUACACCAAUGUAUUUGAUGCCAACUUUGAUACUUUGGUUUCGGCUUUAAAAGCUAUUGGAUAUGGAGGCAUGACCAUUUUGGUAGGAGAGGUUGGCUGGCCAACAGAUGGGGACAAGAAUGCGAACAAUGGUUUUGCUCUUAGAUUCUAUAAUGGGCUUUUACCUCGACUUGCAAACAGUAAAGGCACCCCUCUUAGGCCUGGAUACAUCGAAGUUUACUUGUUUGGUUUACUUGAUGAGGAUGGGAAGAGCAUUGCUCCAGGAAAUUUCGAGCGUCAUUGGGGAAUCUUUAGGUAUGAUGGACAGCCUAAAUUUUCGAUGGAUUUGUCUGGUCAGAAUCAAAACAAAUUCCUUGUUGGUGCAAAGGACGUGAAGUAUCUUCCUACCAGGUGGUGUAUGUUUAAUCAAAAUGCCAAGGAUGUGAGCAAACUUGCAGCUAACAUAGAUUUCGCAUGCAGUAAUUCUGACUGCACGGCACUUGGAUAUGGUUCUUCUUGUAACAAUUUGGAUGUGAAUGGAAAUGCUUCAUAUGCAUUUAACAUGUACUUCCAAAUGAAAAAUCAGGAUGAUUUGGCUUGCGGUUUUCAAGGUUUGGCCACAGUUACUACACAGAAUCUUUCAACAGGGCAAUGCAUUUUUCCCAUUCAGUUAGCUUCUUCUUCUUCUUCUUUCAGCCCCUCACUUGUGGGUUUGGCAUUUAUGAUGAUAUUAACAUUUCUGUUGUCAUAGAUUAGAUUUUGCAUGGAAUCUUCUUGUAUUCUCCAUUUUUCAACGGUUCAUUAUAGCCUACAUUAUUUAUCCUGAUUUAUUUAAUAAAACUGCAGUUCAUUUGGCUUGUAAGCCUCAGUACUGUUUAUCUAAA